Molecule: messenger RNA, 654 nt
Organism: Amyelois transitella
Lineage: Eukaryota; Metazoa; Arthropoda; Insecta; Lepidoptera; Pyralidae
Gene: mRpS14
Product: small ribosomal subunit protein uS14m
Exons: 3
Coding region: 200-592 (130 amino acids)
Biological process (GO): translation
Cellular component (GO): ribosome; mitochondrial small ribosomal subunit
Molecular function (GO): structural constituent of ribosome
Source: RefSeq, a predicted model, not a curated record
UUUGACAGUUGGUAAUAGCGACCGGAAUCAUUCAUUUAUUUCUUUGGUUAAUUAAAAUCCUCGUAAUAACAUUCUUUUAGCACUCAUUCAUUAAAUAAAGGCUUGUAUUGUUUUUAAAUUUAAUACAAUCAAAAAACUAAAACCAUUAGAUUGGCUGGUAGGUACUUGAUACUCAGUACAGAAAUAGAGUAACUUCAAAAUGAAUUUAAAUAUUUCAUCCCUUGGAAAAUUUGUAUGGAAAUCUCAAUCUGUAGCUGGUUUUGGGUAUCAACAAGUCAGGAACAAGUGGGCCAACUGGUUAAUGAUAAGAGAUGUUAAAAGACGACGAAUGAGCGCUGAGAACUUCCUUGAAAGGACAAGAAUUAAUGCGCUUAGAAAAAAUGAUGUACUUCCAGUGGAAAUCAGAGAAUUGGCUGACAAGGAUAUAAAUAAAUUUGAAAUGAAUGCUAUUCCUUUGAGAAUUAACAACAGAUGUGUUAUUACAUCCAGGCCCAGAGGCAUUGUUAAGGAAUGGAGAAUGAGUCGUAUAGUAUGGAGGCACCUAGCUGACUACAAUAAGUUAUCCGGAGUGCAAAGAGCUAUGUGGGGAUAGGCUGGAGUUUAUUUCAUAUGUAGGACAUUAUUAACAAUAAAAAAUAUGUUAGUGUUUAUUUA